CUGAGGGUCUAAGGCCUCCUAUUGCUUGAUUUUAGCACCCUUCUUAUUAAAACGCACUCUCUUUGAGGUAUUGCGCUGUCAGAUACCACCCCUCUCUGGCUCCCUCUCUUUCUCUCACUCACUCACUCACUCACACACACUAAGAUCUGCUGUUCAGUUUUAGCUCCACAUUUUCCGAGGUGAACUGCGUGAGAACGCGCGCUCUUCUCAUCAAAUUGCAAAAGUAACCACCCAGAGUAUUGCGGGGGGAGUCCAACCACUCAAAACAACAACGCGUGAGCUUCACAAUACAUUAUUUGUUUUGUGUGGCGGAGCUGAGGAGUAGUAGUAGUAGUAACAGUAGCGAGAAGAUAUGAUGCAGUUUUACUGAGUGGCUGUUGUGGAUAUGCUUCUUGGCUUCUUGUGAGACCAGGUCGUCUUCACUUCACGCCGUUUGCUUUUUUUAGGUCUGUCAAAGGACAUUUGACAAGCGGGAGUACACGAUGAACAAAAUAGGGCUGCUGCUGUGUUACUUUUUGGUGGAAUUCAUGGCUUUGGUGUGCAAAGCGCAGGGUAAAUCCGGGCACAAUUUGGGGAGCAUUGUGAUGGUUUCGGGGUCCAACGGGUCUAAAGACGGGGCUAACAGCGUUUCAGACCCUCCACCCUCAGCAGACAGGUGUCGGGGUUACUUUGAUGUGAUGGGGCAGUGGGACCCCCCGUUUAACUGCAGCGCGGGUACUUACCUGUACUGCUGCGGGACCUGUGGCUUUAGAUUCUGCUGUCAGUUCAGGCAGAGCAGGCUGGAUCAAAGCACCUGCACCAACUAUGAUACCCCGGUAUGGCUUAUGACCGGCAGACCCCCUUCCAAGAAAGACGAUCCCACGCACGACCCCACAAAGGAUAAAACUAACCUGAUUGUCUAUAUCAUUUGUGGAGUAGUCGCAAUCAUGGUCCUGGUUGGGAUUUUCACUAAACUGGGUCUGGAAAAAGCACACAGACCUCAAAGAGAAAACAUGUCCAGAGCCCUAGCAGAUGUGAUGCGCCCGCAGGGUCCCUGCACUGGGGAACAUCUGGAGCGAGAUGGCAAGCACAUACAGCACUAUGAGAACAUGCAGACCAGACCCUCCACCAACAAUCUGCACGCCUCCCAGAUGAACAACGUGGGCCACACCAUGUCCCACCCACACUCCUACCCGGCCCUGAGCCAGCUGACCAACCCCUACGAGCAGCAGCCACCCGGCAAGGAGCUCAACAAGUACACCUCGCUCAAGGCAGUUGCGGAGAAGGCUAACAAUGACUUCUACUCAAAGCGCCGGCACCUGGCAGAGUUGGCAGCUAAGGGCAGCCUACCGCUACACCCAAUGCGCAUGGAGCACGAGGAGAGCAACCCAUACAGCCCUGACCUGACCACUGUCAAACAGAACGGCCACAAGAACAAAAUCAGCAAGACGCACACGCACCCGCUGGCCUUCAGCUCCAACACGAUGAAGGGCUGGGACCCCAACGACACCUCCAGCCGCCGGCACACCUACAGCAACAAGAAGCACUGCACCGUGGAGCAGGUUAACGAGCUACACAGCAGCCGCACCCAGCAUUUUCUGCCUCCACAGCCUUACUUUGUAACCAACAGCAAAACGGAGGUGACUGUGUGAGACCCCCUUAGCAGAGUGAGAGUGAGUGAGAGAGAGAGAGAGAGAGAGAGAGAGA
This is a messenger RNA of Polyodon spathula (Mississippi paddlefish), 1686 nucleotides long. RefSeq names its product protein shisa-9-like. Lineage: Eukaryota; Metazoa; Chordata; Actinopteri; Acipenseriformes; Polyodontidae. Gene Ontology annotation, biological process: regulation of AMPA receptor activity; regulation of short-term neuronal synaptic plasticity. The coding region runs from base 483 to 1631 and encodes 382 amino acids. The record is from RefSeq and is a predicted model, not a curated record. The transcript has 4 exons. Gene Ontology annotation, cellular component: dendritic spine membrane; AMPA glutamate receptor complex; postsynaptic membrane.